AUGCAGGAGAAAAUAGAUAAAGAGAUGAUUGAAGCCUUGUCAUAAUAUUUCUUAUCUGAGUACCCAGUUAAUGGCUAGCCAAUCUUCUAGGGCCUUUAUGAUACUUUAUAAAACGCUCUAAGAUAAAGGGAAUAAGAAAGGGAUAAAGAAGAGAAGAGUGUGACAAAAGACAAUUCUAAGAAAGCUUCUCCAACACAGCCCUUGUGGUCAAUUAGAUCAUAUAGAACACACAUUUAUUAGAUCAGUAAUAAAUGAGUUCCAGAAGGUUCAUCUCAUGCUUUGCUGAGAAGACCUUUAGUAGAAGGUACUCCUUAUAUUUAAAACCUUUUACUUAGCCUAACUAACUAAAAGUAGCCAAAACAGUACAAAGAAAAAGUACUCUCAUUUUGUCAGAGUCAGAUAGAUUCUGAAAUGAUUGAGGAAACACCUUAGCCUAAUAUAGUCCACGGUCGAAAGGCCAAUAGCGCAGCUAGUUCUCUUAAUCCGGGCACCUAAUGGGAAAAGGAAAAUUAUUGGGUUUAUAAUUUGAAAUUAAAUUUCAUACUAUUAUGGAAGAUAACUCUCAAAUAUUCAUUUCUAAUUUCUUUGUGUGACAUUGUUAAGUGGACCAAAAACAUUCAAUAAAGGGAGCAAUCCUUUUUGAAGGAUAGAAUACAAAAAUGGAUUAAAUUCUUAUUAUUAUUUAAGAAGUGCCAUUAAAUAUUAUUUUGA
This is a messenger RNA of Paramecium pentaurelia, 711 nucleotides long. NCBI's taxonomy places the organism in Eukaryota, Ciliophora, Oligohymenophorea, Peniculida, Parameciidae. The record is from the annotation of a GenBank genome assembly.